UUCAUUUUUUAAUUUAAGUAGAAAAAUAAAAGAUAAAGAAAGCAUAUUUCAGACUCGCUUCAAAUGCACUUCUCUCUCUGUCCGCUAUACUUUGAUAUAGUUGCAUCCAAUCGUUGUACGGAGUAGCAUUUUUGGAGGGGGUUCUGUUUUUUCUUAAAUAACAAAGCAGCAGUUUUAUUUUAACUUUUGAAUCUAAUAUCCCCAAGAACCAAUUUUUCUUCUGCUUCACCUACCUAUAAUAGGUCUCAGAAAUCUGAACUGAGAAAUAGAAGCUUUCCCCCGAAGUAGUGGAUAUGGUUCAAGAAGAUGAGAUAGUCACAGAAAAUAGAAACAGGGAUGCCCUAAACUUCCAUUCAGAUAAUAUGCAAUCCGAGUGGCUAUUAAACAGUACUAUUCUUGCCAAUCCAAUGCAAACUUCUUUUUACCCAACAUGGGAUCAGAGUAUAACAAAUUUGCAUCCUAAUGUUCCUCCGAGCAGUACUUCUAAUCUCCUUCAGGAACCGGGAAAUGUAGGUAUGUUUUGGACUCAACCAAAUGCAGUGUUGAAAGGCAGGGGAAUGUUUGUACCUACUGCUUCUGGGAUGAUUCCUCAAAGCUUACCUCAGUUUCCAGAUUCUAAUUUUAUCCAAAGGGAAGGCAGGUUUUCAUGCUUCAGUGGAGGAAACGAUCCUACCAGCUCUUAUGCUAUGGGUCUAAUGCCAACUCGAAAUCCUAUGAGUCCGUAUGCUGUGGCUGAAAGUUCAAAGGAGGGCUUGAAGAAUGAAAAAGCGAAUGAGAAUAUGUUUGAAAGAAAAGAAUGUGGUGACAGAUUAGGGAAUGAGUGUGAUGAACCGGAAUGUAGUGAUGGUGGUGAUCAAGAGGUAUCAGAGGGGGCGGACGGGGAGUCUUCUUCAAAGGUGGAUUUUUCCAAGAAAAGGAAACGAGGUGGACAGGCUGAACUUGAGAAAAACAAUGGAAUUCGUCCAUGGAAUGCUGAUGUCACCCAGGAUCAGACCGUGAUGCAACUAGAUAUUGAUCAAAAUUUGGUUUCAACGCCCACCAAGCAAGGUAGGAAAGCCAUCAAGCAGGGGUCCCACACUUCAGAUCCUUCUAAAGAAGAAUACAUGCAUGUUCGGGCUAGGAGAGGACAGGCAACAAAUAGCCAUAGUCUUGCAGAAAGAGUAAGGAGAGAGAAAAUUAGUCAAAGGAUGAAAUAUCUUCAAGAUCUUGUCCCAGGUUGCAACAAGGUGACAGGCAAAGCAGUAAUGCUGGAUGAAAUCAUUAAUUAUGUGCAAUCCCUACAGCGACAGGUCGAGUUCUUAUCCAUGAAGCUUUCAACGGUAGUUCCACAAAUGGAUUUCAACAUAGACGGGUUACUUGCAAAGGAUAUCAUCCAGUCCCAAUCCAGUCCAUCUUUACUAACUUUCCCACGCGAUAUUACUGAUCCUUACACACCAUUAAAUCCCCCACAACCUCCAUUGCUUCAAGGGGGUCUCCCCGGCUAUGGAAAUUCCCUUGAAGCCCUGCUCAGAACCCUCAACUCUGAGAAAGCUGUGACAAGCGUAGGCUAUAAGUGUCCUACCCCUCAGGUACCUAAUAUGUGGGACAAUGAGCUUCAAAAUGCCUUUGGGAUAGACUUCACGCCAAAUCAUACUCUCAACAACCAUCAUCAAAUUAGUUCCCGGAAGAACAGUGAACCCUAAGCAUUUCUUGAGUUGUUGAAUAGCUGUUUUGCCUACAAUGUUUUGUACAAGAAAAACUUCCAUUAUGGGCUGGUUGAAAAACUACCAUUAACAUGAAGAAGUGAUAAUAACCCUGUUUUUGGUACUUGGGAUAUAGCGUGUGAUGAUCAAAGUUGGCACUUCAGUUUGUAUAGCACACAUGCAUUCCCCAUCAUCAAGAAAAGAAAUUGUUUUGUUCAUCAGUCAGGCAUACCUGUAAAUUUCCCAACUUUAAAACGGUUAUUUUUGUUUCGUGUAUCAUGCAGAAGCUGAAACAUGAGCUUAUAAAUUUUUAUGAAGAACCAAAGAUGAGAGUUACUUUUUUUAUUAGCUACCAUUCUGGCUUUAGUGUAUUUAUUACCCCGUAUUUUACAUGUUGAUUGAGCAGAUUUUGUGGCCUCUA
Cuscuta epithymum is the source of this 2103-nucleotide messenger RNA. The record is from the annotation of a GenBank genome assembly. Lineage: Eukaryota; Viridiplantae; Streptophyta; Magnoliopsida; Solanales; Convolvulaceae.